UAGCCGAUGCCGCCGAUGCCCUCACUGAUGCCUUCACCAUGGACCGACCGCAGUUUCUCGACCACUUCAACGACGUCAAUCCGACGUCAAUCCGACAUACUAUUUAUAGUAGUUCUGGGAAACAGGCUCCGUCUUCAACUUCAAAAGGGGUUGUCACGGCUGCUUGUUCAUAGCGAAGUGGCCCGUCGCGGCUUUAUCAGCCACUUGUCGGUUACAAGUGUGGGUGGCUGCGGCCCAUCUGAGACUAUAUCACUGUCUGGCGGGGGCUCAGGACCCAGACGCCGCAGUUGAUAACUGUCAAGUGAUUCCACCAUGGUGUGCUCGACGGCAGCCGCCCUGGUCCUCGUGGCCGCCCUGGCUCUCGUCGCCGCUAGCCCUGGCCGGGCGCUGAACCUUGACACCACCGGCGCCGACGACGUCCCGGAGAUCGUCACCGAGACUGACCCCAAGUACCAGAUCCCCAAAAGCUUCCUUUUGGGCGCCGGCACCGCCUCCUACCAGACGGAGGGCGCCUGGAACAAGGAUGGGAAGGGUGAGAACGUGUUCGACUACCUGUACCAUAAGAGGAAUUACCCCACUAACAAGACGGGUGACAUCGCCUGCAACUCUUACGAGCGCUACGAGGAGGACAUCAAACUCGCCGCCCAGAUGAAACUCGACGUCUACCGCUUUUCCAUUGCUUGGACAAGGAUUUUCCCUAACGGCGACAUAGCUGAAAAAAAUGAGAAGGGUGUUCAGCACUAUCACAACGUGAUCAAGACAAUUAAAGCAAACAACAUGAAACCAAUGGUCACCAUCUACCAGUUCGACCACCCACAAGCUCUGGAGACGAAGUUCGGGGGCUGGCUGAGCGAGCAGAUGGUAGAAGCCUACGUGGACUUCGCGGACUUUGUUUUCUCUGAAUACGGCAGCGAGAUCGAGCACUGGGUGACCAUCAACGAGGCCAACUUGCACUGCACGCUGGUGUACAAUGGCCUUUUCCCCCCGGGCACCCGGGACGCGAACCACACCGUGGCCGACAUAUACAAGUGCAUCCACCACGAGAUCCUGGCUCACGCGACGGCCUACCGCCUGUACGAGCAGAAGUACAAGAAAGAGCAGGGCGGCCUCCUGGGCUUCGGCUCCGUCUCCUACCUCGCCAGGCCCAACAGCAGCGAGUGGGACGACAUCAUCGCCUCGGACCGUACUAACAUGUUCGACGUCGGCCUGCUGCUGCACCCGCUCAUCUACGGCGACUACCCGGCCGUGGUCAAGGAGACCCUCAAGCUCGCUCACGGAGACGAGCCCUUCCUGCCCGAGUUCACCGAGGAGCAGAAGCAGACUCUACCAGGUGCCAUCGACUUCGUGGCUGUCAACGCCUACCUCGCCACGAUAGUUGCGGACCGCAGGAAGGAAGACCCGAAUAGAGGUGGCGGUGGCCGCGGCCCCGGGAUGAUCCCGAUGAAGGGCGUUUGGACCGACGCCAACGUCACCACAGUUGUUCAAGACACCAGCAACAUCUAUGCCGAGGUGAACACUCGAGUGCCCACAAUGCAUUGUAAAAAAAAAAUCGAGGGUGAUUUUACACUCAAAAGGGACACGACGCGACGCUCCUUUACCGCACCAGGGCAAAUCCAUUUCUCGACCCCACCAAUGGGUGUGUGAAAUUCACUACCCAAG
Molecule: messenger RNA, 1659 nt
Organism: Frankliniella occidentalis (western flower thrips)
Lineage: Eukaryota; Metazoa; Arthropoda; Insecta; Thysanoptera; Thripidae
Exons: 6
Coding region: 313-1644 (443 amino acids)
Biological process (GO): carbohydrate metabolic process
Molecular function (GO): beta-glucosidase activity
Source: RefSeq, a predicted model, not a curated record